Messenger RNA from Leucoraja erinaceus (little skate), 5449 nucleotides. RefSeq names its product serotransferrin-like. Lineage: Eukaryota; Metazoa; Chordata; Chondrichthyes; Rajiformes; Rajidae. The transcript has 32 exons. Bases 117 to 4256 code for a protein of 1379 amino acids. Gene Ontology annotation, cellular component: early endosome; extracellular region; recycling endosome. Gene Ontology annotation, biological process: iron ion transport; antibacterial humoral response. The record is from RefSeq and is a predicted model, not a curated record.
AUUUUUAGGCACUAUAAAAGGUGGGGAGGGAGCACAAACGUUCUGUCUCAAACUGCUCACAGCAGGUUUGAGAAAAAGUCACACAACUCUAUUCCGUCCAUCUAAAGUGUGGCAAGAUGAAUUUGCUCUUCACUGUUGUAGUCUCUGGACUUAUUUCACUUUCAUUUGCUGCUCAAGGUCCUAUCAAGUGGUGUAUCAUUAGUGAUGCAGAACUCUUAAAAUGCAACAAAUUGAAAAAAGCAAUGGAAACAGAAAGUUUCUCAUUUGAAUGUGUAAUGAAGAAACAUGUUAAAGAGUGUAUGACAGCCAUCAAGAAUAAUGCGGCAGAUGCUAUAACAGUGGAUGGUGGAGAUAUUUAUGAAGGAGGUCUCUUGUCUCAUGGACGCCUAAAGCCAAUUGCAGCUGAACAAACUACAGGGCAGACAUGUUACUAUGCUGUAGCAGUGGUAAAAUCAAACAGCUCGUUUAAUUUCAAUCAGUUGGAAGGCAAGAAAUCCUGCCACACUGGUCUAGGGAAAUCUGCUGGUUGGACCAUCCCAAUUGGAACUCUUCUGAGCAAAUAUCCAGGAAAAUGGAAUAGAGAAGAUAAGAUUGAAAAAUUUGCGUCAGACUUUUUUUCUUCCAGUUGUGUUCCUGGUGCAGAUAAAAAUCAAUACCCGAAGCUGUGUCAGAACUGCAAAGGAAGUAAAGAUUCUAAAUGCAAGCGAUCACACGAUGAACCCUACUAUGACUACUCAGGAGCUUUCAACUGCUUGGCAGAAGGUGCUGGAGAUGUGGCCUUUGUGAAACACACCACAGUCCCGGCUGAUCAGAAGCAAAACUACAAACUUCUUUGCAAGGAUGGUACCAAAAAGAACAUUGAUGAAUACAAGAGCUGUUACUUGGCAAGAGUUCCCGCUCACGCAGUGAUGGUGAGAAGUCAGCCAGUUGACGAUGCCAAGAAUGAAAUUAUCUGGAAAUUCCUCUCAAGAGCUCAGGAAAGAUUUGGGCAAAGUAGUACUGAAAGUUUUAAGCUCUUCAAGUCAGGAGCAAAACAGAAGGAUUUGAUGUUUAAAGAUUCAACACAAAAACUGGUUCACCUCCCUAGUGGAAUGGACUAUCAGAAUUAUCUGGGCCCUGGCUACAUCACUGCUAUGAAGGCUAUCAGGAAAGAGAGCAGUGUUUCGGCUGGUCGCAAAAUUCGUUGGUGCGCAAUUGGUGAAGCGGAAAAAAAAAAAUGUGAUGAAUGGUUCUGGGCAGUCAAUUGUGUGUUAGGUACCAGUGCAGAGGACUGCAUCCAGCAGAUCAUGUUCGGCACCGCUGAUGCAAUUACUCUCGAUGGUGGCCAAAUUUACCUUGCAGAAAAGUGCGGUCUUGUUGCAGUUAUGUCUGAAUAUUACAACAAAAACAAUCAUGGGGCAUGCGACCGUGUAGCAAAUGCAGCAAAUCUACCCUCUUACUAUGCCGUGGCCGUCGUGAAGGAUUCGAGCCUAACCUGGGAAAAACUGAAGGGAAAGAAGUCGUGCCACACAGCCAUUGGGCGCACUGCAGGCUGGAACGUGCCCAUUGGAACCCUGGUUAAAGAGGGAAAGAUCAAAGCUUGUGACAUUUAUAAUUCAUCAUAUUUCAGUGCAAGCUGUGCUCCGGGAGCGGAUACGUCUAAUCCCAGACUGUGUUCCCUGUGCAUUGGUAAGAAAACACCAACAGGAACACCACAAGAUGUAUGUGUAGCCAACACCAAUGAACGCUACUUCAGUUACAGUGGAGCCUUCAGGUGCCUUGUGGAUGUUGGCGAUGUUGCUUUCGUUAAGCAUACAACUGUGCCAGAGAAUACUGACGGGAAUGGAAAGCUAGAUUGGAAUCGGAAUCUGACGUCUGGCAAUUAUCAUCUGUUGUGCCCAAAUAACAAAGUAGUCAGUAUCGACAAGUACAUGGAUUGCCACUUGGCCAAAGUCCCAGCACACGCUGUUGUGACUCGACCAGACAAGAGGACGGAAGUUGUUGAAUUGCUAAAAAGAGAACAGUCGAAACAUGGUUUGAAUGGGUCCGAGAAGACAAAAUUUGAGAUGUUCAGCUCUGCAAAGCAUGGAAAGGACCUGGUUUUUAAGGAUUCUACACAGUGCCUCAUUGAAAUCCCCAAAUCAAUGCAAUCAGGUCAAAGUUUUCUGGACAAUGACUACGUGACUUCCGUUGAAGCACUGAAUAAAUGCAAACCUCCAGCCCUUUUAGUUGCGGAAAACCAAAUGAUCACCUGGUGUACAAUCUCCACAGCGGAAUUAUCGAAAUGUACUGAUUUGAAAAAUGCGAUGGAAGAUAACUUUAAAUGUAUAAUGAAAGACUCGGUUGAAGCUUGUUUUUCAGCUAUUAAGACUGGAAAUGCAGAUGCCAUAACUGUUGACGGGGGAGAUAUAUAUAAGGGUGGUCUUUUGCCGUAUCCACGUCUUAAGCCGAUCGUAGCUGAACAUACUCCAGGAGGAUCCUGUUACUAUGCUGUUGCAGUGGUGAAGACUGGAAGCAACUUCCAGUUCCAACAACUAUCGGGCAAAAAAUCUUGCCACACGGGCCUGGGCAAAUCAGCUGGCUGGAUUAUCCCAGUAGGAACUAUUUUGAAAUACAACCUAACAUCUUGGGAUGGAGUUAGCCCCAUUGAACAAGUUGUGGCUGAUUUCUUCUCCGCCAGCUGUGUUCCAGGUGCCAAUGCAACUUGCCCUAAACUCUGUAAGCAGUGUAAUGGAACAGCUGAGAACCACUGCAAGCGAUCACAUGAGGAACCUUACUACGAUUAUUCUGGAGCCUUUCAAUGUUUGAAGGACGGUAAAGGAGAUGUGGCCUUUGUGAAACACAGCACAGUGCCAGCUGCUGAGAGGAGUGACUAUGAGCUCCUGUGUCUAGAUGGCACCAGGAAGCCUGUUAUGAGCUACAAGAAUUGUCACUGGGCUAAAGUGCCAGCUCACGCAGUGGUGGCGAGAAGUGGUGAUACUGAGAAAGCGAAGAAUGAGGCCAUCUGGAACUUCCUAUCGAAAGCUCAGGAAUUAUUUGGGCAUAAGACGAAUUCAUCAUUCAAACUCUUCAAUUCCUCAAAAUAUGGGCAGAAGGACUUGAUGUUCAAAGACUCAACACAUGAAUUGGUUCACCUUCCCAGUGGAAUGGAUUUCUUUAUUUAUCUUGGCAGUGAUUAUGUGCAUGCUAUACAGAUCCUUGAAACCACGAACAGCAGUAUUUUGAAUAUUGGAAAGAUCCGAUGGUGUGCUAUUGGCGAUCUUGAAAAGCUGAAGUGCGAGAGUUGGGGAUCAGUACAUUGUGUGAAAGGCGAAAAUGCUGAAGACUGCAUAAGACAGAUCAAGUAUGGAGAUGCUGAUGCAGCAAGCUUUGAUGGAGGAGAGGUAUACAUUGGAGGAAAGUGUGGCCUCGUUCCAGUUAUGGCAGAGUAUUAUGACAAAACUAAUCCUGAUUCAUGCAAACCCACAGCAGUCAACACUAAGAUACCCUCUUACUAUGCGGUGGCCGUCGUGAAGGAUUCAAACCUGACCUGGAAGAACCUGGAGGGGAAGAAGUCGUGUCACACGGGAGUCGAACGCACUGCAGGCUGGAACGUGCCCAUGGGAACCCUGGUUGGAGAAGGAAAGAUCAAUGCAUGUGACAUUUAUAAUUCCACAUAUUUCAAUGAGAGCUGUGCCCCGGGAGCCAAUGCUGCCCUGUAUCCUAGGCUCUGCUCCUUGUGCAUUGGCAAUGAGAUGUCGAUGGAUAAGUGUGCAGCCAACAACGAUGAGAGAUACUUUGGCUACAGUGGAGCCUUCAGAUGCCUGGUUGAAUCGGGUGACGUUGCUUUCAUUAAGCACACAACCGUGCCAGAUAACACUGAUGGGAAUGGAACGAUGGACUGGAACAAGAAUUUAACCUCUGAUAGCUACCACUUGUUGUGCAAAAAUGGGACGAUAGCCUCUGUUGAUCAGUUCCUGGACUGUCACUUGGCUGAUGUUCCAGCACAUGCCGUUAUGACACGACCUGAUAAGAAGUUUGCAGUGCUAAAGCUGCUGAAAAAUGAACAGUUGAAGCAUGGUCGCAAUGGAUCCAUGCAGGACAAAUUUCAGAUGUUUAGCUCAUCAACAUUUUCAGGAAAAAACCUACUUUUUAAGGAUUCCACUCAGUGUCUCAUUGAAAUCCCCCAAACUAAUUACGAAUACUUUCUGGGUGUUCACUACAUCAAUAUUGUGGAAGGACUCCACGCUUGUAAAUCUCCUGAUCUCCUUGAAGCAUGUGCCUUUAAAAAGUGCUGAUGACUUGACCUACAGUUUCAUCUCAUGACCUGGAAUUCUCCUGCUCCCCAUUGGAUGCCUGCUCGAGUACAACAUCCAUUGCACAUUUAUCUAAUUAAUCUCUAGCAUUUCAUAGAUGACCUGCAAAAUGGUGAGCUAUAUAUCACACUGCUUUGGUACAAAAUAUAUAUCUUUCUGCAAAAUGUAAUAAACUAUAAUGAAUACACUCAUAUCUGCUGUGCUGUUUUACAAAUGUAAUGGGGCACUUUUCAAAAAAUAAUUCUUUCCAGUAUGUUACUCACUGCUUCUGCACAGCGAUGCAGCUCCACAAGUAACAGAUAGUAGAUGUUUUAUUGCUCAAGUGACAGCAUGCAAUUCCAGUCAAUGAAAGUGACCAUAGAAAACAAUAAUCAAAAUAGAAGCAUUUCAAGUCCUUCCCCUGUCCUUUUAUUCAGCAUGCCAAAUUAUCGAAUUUCAAUAGGAAGUAGCAAAGAAUUUUCACCAUCAUGAAUCUCUAUAAAUGUAGUUUGCCCAUUUCCCCUUUAUGACUCACAUUGCUAAGCUGCUUGAAACUCUUCUUAGAAGACAUGUAUCCAGAAUGCCAAAGCAAGCCUUACUGAUGUGUUUUAUCAUCUGUUUUCCUAACUUUCCCGUAUGUGGUCCAGCUUCCAGUCACUAAUCAAUUGUAUUUUAUUUGGUUUCUGGCGGAUUGAUUUACUCUAUCCACCAUGUCUACACAACUGCUGUAUGGCAAGAAAAGGAAUUAAAUUGUUCGGGCUUACUAAUUAUUUUCAAUAACAGAACAGUUUAUUCCCAAGAUGCAGUAACUGCAAAUAUUUCUUAUUUUUGCCUAGAAGGUACCAUCUUUCUGUAAUUGGAAUGCAAGUACCUAGUUAUAAUUUACCAUUUUUUUGUCUUCCAUUUUCAACACUAGUUUGUGGCUCAAGUUCAUAUUCUAAGGGUGGUGGGAACAAACUGCUAGAGGAGGUAGUUGAGGCAGGGACUAUCCCAACAUUUAAGAAACAGUUAGACAGGUACAUGGAUAGGACAGGUUUGGAGGGAUAUGGAUCAAACGUGAGCAGAUGGGACUAAUGUAGCUAGGACAUGUUGGCUGGUGUGAGCAAGUUGGGCCGAAGGACCUGUUUCCACAUUGUAUCCCACUAUGACUCUAUGAUUACAACAAAUAAAAAUGCUUAUUGCUAACUAACUCUUUA